CAAACGGAUAACUUGACCGAGUUAGAGAACCUCAACGAGGAAACUCUGCUUAAUGAGCUCAAGGCUCGCUACGAUCGCGAUCAAAUCUACACCUAUGUUGGUGAAAUUCUGGUCGCUGUCAACCCUUUUAAGACGAUUGAUGGCAUCUACAGCGAUGCCAAGGCGGCCAUCUACAAGGAUCUCGGUGAUCGCAGCGUGGCCCCUCCGCACAUCUUCGCCGUCGCCGAUGCUGCCUUCUCUGCCAUGAUCAACAAUACGGGUGAAGCGGCCAACCAGGUCGCCGUCAUCUCGGGCGAGUCGGGUGCCGGCAAGACGGAAUCGGCCAAACUGUUCAUGAAGCAUGUCAUCUACCUCAGCUCACUUGUGGCGGGUGGUUUGGAGGAGAAGAUCAUUCAGCUGAACCCCCUCCUCGAAGCAUGGGGUAACGCCGCUACCCUGCGCAAUGACAACUCGUCCCGCUUUGGAAAGUUUGUACAACUUCGCUUCAACGAUCAACACCAGAUCCAGGGUGCCGUCAUGGCCGACUACCUUCUAGAGAAGAGCCGCGUUGUCAGCCAGGGCGAGGGCGAACGCAACUUUCACGUCUUCUACCUCAUGUUUGCCGGCAUGAACCCGGACGAGCUUGAGAAAUACAAUCUGGUCGAUGCGGCUGAACAUGCGUACCUGAAUGGCAACAAUGAAGCCAUUGCUGAAAUCAAGUCCCCACAGAUGAAGGCGUUGUACAAGGAGCUGGCUGACUGCAUCGAGGAUGUCGGUUUUACCACGGAGGAGAAAAACGACAUGUGGGCCAUCUUGGCCGGCGUCCUCUUGACUGGUGACAUUGAGUUUGCCGGUGAAGACGAGGCCUACGUUGUAUCGGCCGAUGACGUGAUGAACAAGGCCUGUACCCAGCUUGGCAUUGUGCAAGACGCGCUGACGGAAGCGUUGACCUGCUCGAUCAACAUCAUGCGUGGUAAGGCGUUCCGCAAGUACAAACCCUUUGAAGCGGAGGGGGCCCGUGACGCCAUGUCCAAGGCCCUCUACGGCAAGACGUUCCGUUGGAUUGUUCGUCGUGUCAACCAGUUGCUCGGCCCCAAGCGCAAGUCCAAGGCCCUGACGGACAAGGACAUUGGCAUCUUGGAUAUUUUUGGUUUUGAGUGCUUUGAUCUAAAUAGCUUUGAGCAGCUACUUAUCAACCUGGCCAACGAACGCUUGCAGCAGUUUUUCAACAACUUUAUCUUCAAGAUGGAGUUGGAUGAGUACGCCAAGGAGGGCAUUGAUGGCUCGCAGAUUGACUACGAGGAUAACGAAGAGCUCUUGCAGAUGAUCAUGGCCAAGCCUGCUGGCCUGCUUUCCCUCUGCGAUGAAGAAGCAAAGAUGCCCAAGGGCAGUGAUGUUUCGAUGACCGAAAAGUUUCACGCUGAAUUGGGUAGUAACAAGGGCUACACCCGCCCCCGCGGUAAUGAUCUCAAGUUUACCAUCCACCAUUAUGCUGGCAAGGUGGAGUACUCUUCAGACGGCUUUUUGGACAAGAACCGUGACACGCUGCCCAUUGACGUCGUGGGUGCGCUCCGUUUGUCGGACAAUAAUCUGGUCCGAUCUCUCUUCGACGGUGACGCAGACGAUGCCAAGGCGGCCAAGAAGGGCAAGGCCAAGCGCGACGUUGCCAAUGCACGUAAAUCUCUUCGCAUGUCCAUGAAGAAGGCCGCCAAACAAGCCGCCAAGAGCAACAAGAAGACCGUUGGCUUGGAAUUCAAGGAGUCUCUCGUGAGCUUGAUGGAUGAAAUGUCCAAGGCCUCGCCUCACUUUGUGCGCUGCAUCAAGCCAAAUCACGCCAAGAAACCCGCCAUCUUCCAGAACGAUAUGGUCACUGACCAGCUGCGCUACACCGGUAUGCUGGAGACCACACGCAUUCGCAAAGAAGGUUAUGCCUUCCGCCCCACCUUUGGCGACUUUUUGAAUCGCUUCAAGAUGCUGGGCUUCCCCUUUGGCGUAAACCCGCCUGUCAAUGAGGUCUCCUGCGGCAAGGUGUUGGACGUGGCCGGCUGCAAGGGUUGGCAAGUGGGCAAAACAAAGGUGUUCUUGCGAUACUUCCACAUGGAUGAGCUGAAUGAAAAGUUCAAACCCUUUCCAGCCGUGCGUAGCGGUUGUCGUUCAUUGUUCGUGUGGGCUUGA
Monosiga brevicollis MX1 is the source of this 2154-nucleotide messenger RNA. RefSeq lists its product as uncharacterized. The transcript is spliced from 13 exons. Lineage: Eukaryota; Choanoflagellata; Craspedida; Salpingoecidae. Gene Ontology annotation, cellular component: myosin complex. Gene Ontology annotation, molecular function: ATP binding; cytoskeletal motor activity. The record is from RefSeq and is a predicted model, not a curated record. The annotation marks the transcript as partial.